AAUCAGUCCCCCUCCCCCACCACUCACUCCUGCACACAACACUCUCCCUCCAACCUCCCCACCACUCACCCGUCUCCCGCCGACCACUCGCCCAUCUUUUCCUCCCAUUCUUCCUCCACAACUUUCUCCCCGACAACCGCUACCCCCCCCCUCCCCCCCCACAACAUUACCUCCUCUCCCCCCAAACUGCCCCGGGCCAUCCCCAAUCACCUUCCUCUCUCUCUCUCUCUACCCCUCCUCCCCUCUCUCUGAGUGAGGCAGCGGGAGUCGGGCUGAGAGAGAGCCGGGCUGAGAGAGCGGAGAUGCGGCGGGUCCGCAGAGCCGGGCCGAUGUUGCUGGUCCUCGCUGCCGCUGCCGCCGCCGCCCUGUUCUGUUCCCUGUGGCCGGAGCUGCGGCGCCUGAUGCCGGGGGCCGAGCCGGGGCCGCACGCAGCCGAGCACCGGAGUCGGGAAUUACCGGAAGAGCCAGAUGAGCAGCUGGAGGCGUUUGAUGAGCGGGGCUACCUGGCGGGCAAGCGGUGGAGGCGGGGGGAAGACCCGUACCGACGGCACGCUUUCAACCAGAGGGAGAGUGGGCGGGUGCCCAGUACCCGCACCGUCCACGACACCAGGCACUACCGGUGCUCCCUGCAGCCGUGGGAGGGGGAGUUGCCUCCGACCAGCAUCAUCAUCACCGUCCACAAUGAGGAGCGGGCAGCCCUGCUGCGCACCAUCCGCAGCUUGUUGAACAGGACGCCGGCCUACCUCAUCCACGAGAUCAUCCUAGUGGACGACUUCAGCCAGGACCCGGCCGACUGCCAGUUACUGACUGUACUCCCCAAGGUGAAGAGUCUACGCAACCAGCAGCGGGAAGGGCUGAUCCGCUCACGUGUGAGGGGGGCGGACGCCGCCACCGCGGGGAUCCUCACCUUCCUUGACAGUCACUGUGAGGUGAAUCGUGACUGGCUGCUGCCCCUCCUGCAGCGCGUCGCACAGGACCCCUCCCGCGUGGUCAGCCCUGUCAUCGACAUCAUCAACAUGGACACCUUCGCUUACGUGGCCGCCUCUCCGGACUUGAGAGGAGGGUUUGACUGGAGUCUACACUUCAAGUGGGAGCCGCUGAGCGAGGAGGUGAGGGUUGGGAGAACCGACCCCAUCGCCCCCAUCAGGACCCCGGUGAUAGCGGGUGGACUUUUUGUGAUCAACAAGGCCUGGUUCAACCACCUGGGCAGCUACGACACCGAGAUGGAGAUCUGGGGCGGAGAGAACUUUGAGCUGUCGUUCCGGGUGUGGAUGUGCGGCGGCUCCCUGGAGAUCCUCCCCUGCAGCCGAGUGGGACACGUCUUCCGUCGCAAACACCCCUACCUCUUCCCCGAUGGUAACGCCAACACCUACAUCAGGAACACGCGACGCACAGUCGAGGUUUGGAUGGACGAUUUCAAGCGAUUCUACUAUGCGGCUCGUCCCUCAGCCAAGGGGCAGCCUUACGGAGAUAUCCAGAGCCGACUGAAGUUGAAGAUGGAUCUGAAAUGCAAGCCCUUCCGCUGGUACCUGGAACAUGUCUACCCCGAGCUCAGAAUUCCCGACGAGACAGACACGGUGCCGGGCGUGAUCCAGCAGAGACAGGACUGUGUGGAGACGGUGGGGGACAGGGGCUCCCUCACCAUGGCACUCCGGCCCUGCCUAGGAAGUCGCCCCCACCUCUACACUCUGUCUGACCCCCCCCAGGAGAGGACCCACACCCCUGGGCAACGCCUGUCACAGCGUCGCCGCUGCUCUGUCACCUCUACCGUCCCAGCAUCGCCUAUCGUGCUGCUUCCGUGCAGUGGUGAGGACAGCAGACAGCGGUGCAUGUUGGCUGGAUCACGGAUCAAGCACGUAGCGACACGUUACUGCCUGGACGUGGAGGUGUUGGAGGCGACCGUCAGCCUGGGGGUGCUGGUCAUCAACCCCUGUGACAGCACAGCACUCACCCAGCUCUGGCACUGGGCCUAGUGGCCGUGGAGAGCAGCGGUCAGUCAGUCACUUGCUGGGACCGUACAUGGAAAGCUCCGGCCACUCAUGUCUAUUGGUCACUCAUGUCCAUCGGUCACUCACGGGGAGCGGCUGUGGAGAGCAUCGGUCAGUCUUGGACAUGGAGAGCACCGGUCAGUCGUAGAGCAGGCAGUGGCCAGGAAGAGCAGGGAACAGCAGUCGAGAACACUGGUCACUCUCUGUCAGUGACCACAAGACCACCGGUCAGUCAUGGGGAACGGCCGGGGAGUGGCUGUGGAGAACACCAAUCAGUCAUGUCCAUCAUGGUCGGGUCAGGACCCUUCUUCAGACUAAGAGGGGAGGAAACUAGGUAAGAAAAGGCCAGAACAAACUAGGGUUGGCAACAGAUGAUCAAGGAAGGGUGGAGCCAAUAAUGCACCAGUCAUUCUCAGGGAGUGGCUGUGGAGAGCACUGGUUAUUCAUGGGGAUCAGAAACAACCGGUUACUCGCAGGGCCCAACCACAAAGCGCUUCAGCCACUUGUGUCCAUCGGUCAUUUCAUCCAUCGGUCACUCACAUCCAUUGGUCAUUUAUGGGGGGUCGACGUGGCCGGGGCUGUACCGGCGUGAGGAUCCGACCUCGGCAGUCCCUGACCCUGAGAGACCGGGUCCGACCCCCUCCUCAGAGCGGGGCUGAUGGUGGGAGGGAAAGGGAGGUGGCAUCUGUGACCGGUCCGAGACCUCCACUCCCAUACCAUCAGUAAUCAUCCCGUGAUCGGAAUCUGACCCACCGACCCACGAUUGGGAGCCGUCCCAUGAUCGGCUCGGGAAGCGGUACACGUAGACCUGAAUGCGUGGGAUCAGAGGGGCAGCUGAAGGGUGUGACGGACUGCGGUGAUCGCGGGUGGUGACGUUGGCAGAGGUGGCCGUGGGAAGCCCGACAGCAGCCGGGCGAGCAAGUGGAUCGAUCGCAACCUGUGGUAGCUGCAUGGAACGGCAGAGGAAGGAGCCGACAGUAUUGCACUGGGCCAGGCAGACUCCUACUCAUUGAUCCAGUGCUGCCAGGACAGAUCUCCUUGGGCCAAGAUCGGACCUUUUCAGAGACUUGAAAGUUGCAGAAUGUGGCGACUCUCUGAGUGCUGUUCCAGAAAAGGAUCUAUUGUACUGAUGUAUGGUAUAAUUUGACUGGAUACUCGCAGAACAAGGUGUAGAAGAAAGGAACUGAUGAUGCCAGUUUACAAAAAAAGACUAAGUGCUAACACAACGGAUCAGGCAGCAUCUCUGGAGAACAUGGGUAGGUGACAUUUCUUCAGUCUGAAUAAGGGUCCCGACCCGAAACAUCGCCUAUCCCUGUUCUCCGGAGAAGGUGGCUGAACCGCUGAGUUACUUCAGCACUCUGUGUCCUUUUGCGCAUUAAUUUUUUCCCUGUACCUCUGAUAAAAUAACUAUGAUAAACCAAUAUCAAGG
Messenger RNA from Amblyraja radiata (thorny skate), 3417 nucleotides. Its product is annotated as polypeptide N-acetylgalactosaminyltransferase 14-like. Gene Ontology annotation, cellular component: Golgi apparatus. Gene Ontology annotation, molecular function: polypeptide N-acetylgalactosaminyltransferase activity. Gene Ontology annotation, biological process: protein O-linked glycosylation. The record is from RefSeq and is a predicted model, not a curated record. NCBI's taxonomy places the organism in Eukaryota, Metazoa, Chordata, Chondrichthyes, Rajiformes, Rajidae.